Molecule: messenger RNA, 2616 nt
Organism: Lampris incognitus (smalleye Pacific opah)
Lineage: Eukaryota; Metazoa; Chordata; Actinopteri; Lampriformes; Lampridae
Gene: tnfaip2a
Product: tumor necrosis factor, alpha-induced protein 2a
Exons: 15
Coding region: 1-2340 (779 amino acids)
Biological process (GO): exocytosis; exocyst localization
Cellular component (GO): exocyst
Molecular function (GO): SNARE binding
Source: RefSeq, a predicted model, not a curated record
AUGCCCAAAACCAGUGUACAGUUGUUUCAGGAGACAGUAGAGCUGCCAUUGGAAUUUGAGGAGAAGCUAAAGCAGAAGCUCCUGUUGGAGGCCAGCAAGGAGCUCAUAUGCAGGGAGGAGCAGCUCUUCUUUCAGGUGGCACAAGGAGCAGCAGCACGACCAAUGCCCCGUGAGGAAGAGAAGGACAAACUGCAGAAGGACUUUGAGGCUUUGCUCCUGCAGGUGUGGGUCGCUGUCCAUGACACCUUCAACACCUCCUCCCCUGAGGACACACUUCAAGUCCUCCAAAGUGCAGUGGCUUCCAUCCAGCAGCUGGAGGAGCAGGACCGGCGGUGGCAGGGCCAUGAUGAAGACCUGGUUCCUGUGUGGCGUCCUCAGAGAUGCCUGCAGACACACAAUGCCCUGUUGCGCACCAUGGUGGAGUCCCGGCUCCAGGCUGCCGCCUCCAACCCAAACCUGAGUGUGGAAAACCUCCCGUCAGCUCUCAGGAGGAAGGUUUGUCGCAUGGGGAGGCAUCUGAAAAAUGACCUCCUGUUUGUGGUCCGGGAGGUGAAGGGCCGCUACCCUCCAGAGUUCGACAUCGUCAGCCUCUACGCUGGAUUUUACCGACAGGCUUUCUCCACCCAUCUGACAGAGCUGACCGGUACUGGCCCAGAUGUGGAGGAUGGCUGCUACCUGCUGUUCUGGGUGAACGACUGCUUUCCAAAUGACAUAUUAAAUCAUGAAGAACUGAAAGGGAGCAUCCAGACAGAGAAGGUGGGAGCUCUGCUCCUCCAGAGGGAUCUCCAACUGCUGGAGGAGCAGUACCUGAAACACAUGGAGGAGAAAGUGAGUCACUGGUUUCUCAAGGCUCUCAGUAAAGAGGAGGAGAUGUGGCUGAGCGGGAGACAGCCUGAUGUCUUGGAUCACUAUUACUUCAGCCCGCUGGCCAUAGAUGUCAUACAGGCUGUAGAGGGUGUUCUGAUGGAGGCUUCAUCUGUCCUGAGUGACGAGAGGAAAACCCAGAGGGUCAGAGGUCAGCUGGUACCCUUCCUAUACAGAUAUAAGAACAGUUUGGAAGAGUUUCUGAAGGGAAGACAAGACAACAGCCAGGCUGUGAUGAAAGCCAGUCUGGUCUGCAUGGAACAGAUAAGGGACUUCUUUAUGAAAACUGAAGACAGUCUAGAAGAGGAUCUGAGAGGCAGCUGUCUGGUCGCUGUGUCUGCUUUGAGGGACUAUGGGUACCAUUACUUUACCUGCGCCAUCCAGAAAGAGCUAAAGGUGGUUCAUGGGUUUUCUGAACAUUGCAACCUGUGGCCAUCUUGCGGCGGGUGGAGGCCGCUACCGGGGAGCCGACACCUGCCAGCUGCUAGGCUAGCACUACGCCUUCCAUCCUCUGGACUGCACACAGCCUCCCGGUCGAGGGAGCGAUGGGUUCUGUGGUUCCAGUCAGUGUGGACUCCGGUGUGGUUAGCAGAAGGAGGGACGGUUGUGGACAGACUGCUAGAAGCUCUGGACCGACAGCUGGCCCACUUCACUGAUGUAAAACCAGUCUGCAUGGAGACUUUGCUCUCAGAGCUCCAUCAGGUGGUAGUGUUGCAAUAUGUAAGGCAGAUGAUGAAGAGGAGGUUGAGGAUGAAGAGUGAACAGCAGCAGGAGGCAGCAGCUCUGAUGUGUGACGACAACAUGAAGAUACACAACUACUUUACUGAGGGAAUGGGUGUAGUCUCUGAUGUGUUUGGGGAGGGGGUCCAGAGGGAGCGGGCAGCUGUGGAGAAGGCUCUGUCGCCCCAGCUUCGUCUGAGUGGUAGAGAUACCAUUAGUUGUCCAUAUUUCACUGGAAAGAAGGCAUGGUUCAAGAGCAGCAUGAGUCUGGACACACCUGCAUUUGAAGAGUUUGGUGAGAACUCCACCGAUGCCAUAGCAGGUGACCUCCUCAACCAGGCACGAGACCUCACCAUAGAUGCGUACACAACCACAGCUGAUCACUUUGAGGAUUCGGAUCUGGGCAAACAGAGCAUACAAGGCUCCACACAGAUGUGGCUUCAUCCUCUUCUGACUCACAUUGCUGAGUUGAUCCGACUUCAGGAUCCAGAGAGCCUCAAACUGGAGUUAGCGACCCUGGUCAGAGACCACCCCGACCUCAGAGAAGGCCACGUCUCUGCCCUCCUCUCCAUAAAAACCAACCUAUCAGCUGUUGACCUUCGAAACAUCAAAGGAAGUGUGGAGGAGCACCGCCCCCCAGUCCCCUCAGCCAAUCACAGCCCAAUGUUUUUCUCCAAAGUCCGGGUCAAAUGGACCAGUAAGAUGGGAAUGAAAGCCCGAAGCCUGAUGGACACAGCCAGAUUUCACUCCAAAUGAAAUUUCCCGUCAACUCAGCUGGUCAGCAGUACACACAUUACAUUCACACCACACAGACUUUAUAUGAAGCAUCCUGUCUUCAACCCAGUCAGUCAGGAGAUCUUUCAUGUGUGCUACGCCAUUGAGAAAUGGUCAGUGAACAAAGCAUGUGGGCUUGACCAAAUAACAGCAGAACAUCUGAAACAUGCUAGCCACAGAAUCUCAGUGUUACUGGCUAUGUGUUUUUCUGGAUUGUUAAUUCAAGGCAUCCUACAUAGAUAUCCAAAGGAGUUGAAU